This is a messenger RNA of Synchiropus splendidus (mandarinfish), 1195 nucleotides long. It is a transcript of the gene chodl, whose product is annotated as chondrolectin. The record is from RefSeq and is a predicted model, not a curated record. Bases 319 to 1158 code for a protein of 279 amino acids. Gene Ontology annotation, biological process: positive regulation of axonogenesis. Gene Ontology annotation, cellular component: cytoplasm. Lineage: Eukaryota; Metazoa; Chordata; Actinopteri; Syngnathiformes; Callionymidae. The transcript has 8 exons.
CAUGGGAGGACGGCGAGCGGGAUCGAAGCCGUCCGUCUGUCCGUCAACCUGCGCGUGACGCUGCUGCCGCGGCAGCCAUUAGCCGCUCCGGCUCCAGCGGCCGCCUGUUCUGCUGCGACCUCUGACCUGAGCAGCUGCUGCUUGCACCAGUGUAUUGAUGGAGCCGGCGACUUAAGUGGAUUAAAGAGAGGGAGGGGCGAGCGCGCCGGCGCGCGGGCGGCCACUGGUCACUCGGCUGGAGCUCCUGGAGGAGCGAACAUGGUCAGCACGAGCUUCCGCCGCCAGACCUGAAAUCUCCUGCAGCACAGCGGUUCAGCGAUGUGGAGCCUGGUGCUGCCGGUCGUCAUGGCGACGGUGGUCAGCGCCGGCGGCGGCGCUCGCGUGGUCAGCGGUCAGACGCUGUGCAUCGGCCGAUCGGAGCGGCGCUGCUACAAAGUCGCGUACUUCCAUGACGUGUCGAGUCGCGUGGCGUUCUGGGAGGCGAGCGAGGCGUGCGGCACCGAUGGAGGAGAACUGCUGAGCAUCGAGAGCGAGGAGGAGCAGAGGGAGGUGCAGGAGCUGCUGGAGGAGCUGCGCUCGGGCUCGGGGGGCGGCAUCUCAGACGGCGACUUCUGGAUCGGACUGAGCCGCUCGGACGGUCCUGACGGGAUCGCGUCCUGUCCCCAGUCGUACCGCUGGACGGACGGCAGCCCCGCCACCUUCAGGAAGUGGUACUUGGAUGAGCCAUCCUGCGGCGGUGAGGCCUGCGUGGUGAUGUACCACCAGCCGGCUGCGCGGCCGGGACUGGGCGGAGCUUACCUGUACACCUGGAACGACGACCGCUGCAACAUGAAACACAACUUCAUCUGCAAAUAUCAGUCAGAGCGUCACCUGCUGGAGGAGGACGGCGUCAGCGAAGGGCGGGACACAGAGCCUGCGCUGGGAGAGGGCGGAGCCACAGAGGACACGCCCCCACAGAUGCCAGCGCCCGGCGCCCCAGGGACGCUGCUGCUCUACAUCGUCAUUCCCACCAUCCCGCUGCUGCUGCUGCUCCUGGUGGCGGCGCUGAGCUGCUGCGUGCAGACGCUGAGUGGAAGCUCCCGCAGAGCCAAGACCACAGUCGGCGCCCCCAACCUGUGGAUCAGCAGGGCGCCCCGAGCCGAGCGCAUCGCCGUGUGACGGCGCCACGGGGCAGCACUAAUAAAGCCCUUCACAC